Molecule: messenger RNA, 1209 nt
Organism: Rotaria sordida
Lineage: Eukaryota; Metazoa; Rotifera; Eurotatoria; Philodinida; Philodinidae
Source: the annotation of a GenBank genome assembly
AUGCUUCCAGAUGAGAUGCUAUUAGAAAUUUGUAAAUAUUUAUUAUGUACUAAUAUUCUUCUAUCUUUUACUGAUCUUAACAAUCGAAUAACACAAAUGAUUAGUGAAUAUUAUCAUCAUAUUUCAUUACAUAAAACAUCUAUUUCAAAAUGUAAUUAUUUAUGUAUAAAUAUUCUUCCACAAAUUGGUUUUCAAAUUCGAUCAUUACUUAUUGAUUGUUGUUAUUCUAUUUUACAAGAUGAUUUAUUUAUGAAAUAUUUUGAUAAGAAAAUGUCAAUAAUAUUUCCUAAACUAGAACGAAUAAGUCUUGUUUCCUAUCAAUAUAAUCAAUUAAUUACUUUUCUUAAUACUCUAUAUGAUUUAAAUUAUCUUGUUGAAAUUCGUUUAUAUAGUCUUUUUCCAAUUGACAAAAACAAUCAAACAACAGUCAUUCGAUCAUUAAUUCAAGCAAAUAAUCAUCGAAUUACAACAAUAUUAAUCGAUGAUCAAUCAAGUUCUUUACAUUUUCAUCAUGAUGAUUAUUAUUUAAAUAUCAUUCGAUUACGUAUCAAAUUAAGAACAAUUAUAGAUUUAUCAUCUCUCUUUCAUGCUAUUCCAAAUAUUCAAUAUCUAGAUAUAAUACUUGAUGAAAAUGAUAGUUUAUCAGAAUAUUUUGAUCAAUUGACUUUAUCUCCUCUUUUUUAUCUUACUCAUUUUCAACUUAUAUCUACUAAGCAAUCAUGGACACUUGAAAAAUUACGUCUAUUAUUUGAUCAAUUACCAAUAGUAAGGCAUCUAUCACUUUUUCUUUCUACAGAUGAUAGAUGUCUUAUCGAAAAUGACACAAUUCUUUCUUACCUUCCUUCGACUGUUCAACAAUUUGACUAUGCUAUUUAUUUUUAUCAUAACAUAUCUUUUGAUGAAAUUAAUGAGAUUAUUACUUCUUGGCCAACAUCUCAUCCAGUUACAUGCUUCUACAAAGAUACACUCUUAUUUAUUCAUACAUUACCUUGGCGUUUUACUCGUAUUUCAUUUCCAACAUUUAUCAAUAAAAUGAUGUCAUGCAAAACAAAUAAUAUAACUGGCUAUGAGAGUAGUGUUGAACAAUUGGACGUUACGAUCGAUAAAAGUUUUACUUUAAUCAAGUCUUUAGGAAUGAUAUUACAAUGUCGUCAAUUAAGAGAUAUUACUAUUUAUGUGAGAGAUACUGGUGACACCGUUAAAGAAUAA